Molecule: messenger RNA, 1181 nt
Organism: Fragaria vesca subsp. vesca
Lineage: Eukaryota; Viridiplantae; Streptophyta; Magnoliopsida; Rosales; Rosaceae
Exons: 2
Coding region: 319-882 (187 amino acids)
Biological process (GO): regulation of DNA-templated transcription
Source: RefSeq, a predicted model, not a curated record
UGAUUCUUCAAGUCUCCUUCUUCUUUACACCUCCCCCCAUUUCCAAUAUUCUCUUCUCUCUUCUUUUUCUCAUUUCCCCUCCUCCUUCCUUAAAUUGCCUAAUCACAUCUCUCUCUCUCUCUAAGAUCUCCUGUUUCUUUGGGUAUAUAAGAUUUGAGAGACAAGUGUGUCAGAGUUUCAGAGCUAAAUUCUUCCUCUUUGUCUUGGUUGGGUUGGUUUGUGUUUUGAGAGCAGCAAGCUGGACCCCAAUUUUGUGUCAGAAACCAAAUCUUUAUCUUGUUCAUUUGUCUCCCCCCAAAAACCCUAAUUCUUUUAUCCAUGUCCAUGAAUUCUAGGAGCUUAUUGUUAUCUCCAAACCCUAAUUCCCUCAAAUCUAGGUUCACUAGUGGAUUGCUGAGAGCCCUGUUGAGAAUAAACAAGCAACCUCAUCAGCAACCCAGAUCAGCAAGAGAGAUCUGGAAACGCCAGCGCUUAAUCAAGGCUGCUGCUUAUAAAUCCAUGGCUUCUUCUGUUGGGAAUAGAAGAGCUUGGAGUCGGGCGUUGCUUUGGAAGAUCCGAAACCAGAGACGUAGAGGCUACGCGGCGAGGAGAAAUACCGGCAGCAGUUCUCGUCAGUUGUCCGUGAAGAAAAGAAUAUGUGAUCUGCAGAAAGGGAAUAAUAACAGCAAGAACCGGGUCGAGGUUGGUGGUUCGGGUCAAGUGGAGAAGCUCCGGAGGCUUGUUCCGGGCGGUCAGGUCAUGGAAACUUGCAGCUUGUUGGAAGAGACUGCUCAUUACAUGAAGUGCCUUGCCACACAGGAGGAUGCAACACAUCAAUUAGGACGAGUGAGACAGCAUGGAUCGAUAAACUCAGUGGACGUACAAACAACACUAAUCAAUUGAGAGGUAGAUAGCUUAGCUAAGCCAGGCACAUGUUGAUCCAGCUUAUUCGAACAUGAUUAAGCUUAAUUAAUAAUUAUGAGUUGGUUAACGAGUCUAAUUCUAAAACUUGGUCAUGUAAUAGCUAGGCAAACAAGGCCCACCCAUGUUCUUGUUUUGGCUAUAGCUACGUACUGAUCGAUCACUACUACUCCUCCUCCAAGCUAUAGUAGUACUCGAGCAAUAGUUGAAGCUAGCCAAGGGCUAAUGCAUCAUCUUGUUCUUAUUCCUUCUAGUUGACAAUAGCUACCUCCAAUCCCUGC